Bombyx mandarina (wild silkworm) is the source of this 1139-nucleotide messenger RNA. It is a transcript of the gene Psat1, whose product is annotated as phosphoserine aminotransferase. The record is from RefSeq and is a predicted model, not a curated record. Lineage: Eukaryota; Metazoa; Arthropoda; Insecta; Lepidoptera; Bombycidae. Gene Ontology annotation, molecular function: O-phospho-L-serine:2-oxoglutarate transaminase activity; pyridoxal phosphate binding. Gene Ontology annotation, cellular component: cytoplasm. Gene Ontology annotation, biological process: L-serine biosynthetic process.
AUGUCUAAAGUGUUUAAUUUUGGCGCUGGACCGGCUAAAUUGCCAGAAGAAGUCUAUGAAAUUAUUAAGAAUGAAUUGACAAAUUUUGAAAAUUCUGGAAUUAGUUUAUUGGAAACAAGUCAUCGUUCUUCAACAUACAUGAAGCUAAAUGUCGAAAUUCAGGAUGUUGUGCGAAACUUAUUAGAUGUACCGGACAACUACAAAGUGCUGUUUUUAGCUGGUGGGGGUCUUGGUCAAUUUGCAGCUGUUCCUUUAAACUUAAUAUCCAGAACUGGUACUGCUGAUUAUGUAGUAACAGGUGCGUGGUCUGCUAAAGCAGCCAAGGAGGCGAAAAAAUAUGGGAAAGUAAAUUUGGUGCUACCACCGACAGAUAAAUAUGAAGAUAUACCUGAUCAGACAAAAUGGAACCUUGAUCCCAAUGCUUCAUAUGUACAUAUUUGUACUAAUGAAACAAUACAUGGUGUUGAAUUUGACUUCAUACCAGAUACGAAAGGAGUACCUUUAAUCGCAGAUAUGUCUUCAAACAUUAUGUCGAAGAAAGUUGAUGUUUCAAAGUUUGGGGUGAUAUAUGCUGGUGCUCAAAAGAAUAUUGGUACAUCUGGGGUAGCGCUUGUCAUUGUUAGAGAGGAUCUUUUGAAUCAGGCUCUACCGACAUGUCCCUCUUUAUUAGACUGGACAGCUAACUACAAACAGAAUUCAAUUUUAAACACUCCACCUAUGUUUGCCAUCUAUAUAAUGGGUCGAGUAUUACAAUGGAUUCAAAGGAAUGGAGGAUUAGAAGGAAUGUCUCAAUUGGCAACAAAGAAAGCCUCACUUAUCUACAACACAAUUGAGCAAUCGAAUGGUUUUUAUUAUGCCCCUGUAGCUAAAAAUGUUCGCAGUAAAAUGAAUGUGCCAUUCAGAAUUGGUUGUCCUGGUGAUGAUGCCUUAGAAAAAGAAUUCUUGAAGGGUGCUGAGACUUUGGGACUUAUUCAGCUAAAAGGACACAGAGACGUUGGCGGUAUUCGUGCCUCAAUAUAUAAUGCAGUGACCCUAGAGGAGGUUCAAGCUCUCGUUCAGUACAUGGAGGAGUUCUAUAAAAAACAUUCCAAGUAAAUAUUGUUAAAUUUAUACAAGUAAUAUAUACUUUUUGUAUGUUA